Molecule: messenger RNA, 4095 nt
Organism: Notodromas monacha
Lineage: Eukaryota; Metazoa; Arthropoda; Ostracoda; Podocopida; Cyprididae
Source: the annotation of a GenBank genome assembly
AUGAGAAUAGAAUCCGAAUCCCGCAUUUCCAUGCCCAUAUCCCGGGGUCGAGACCCGAUCGACCUCGACUCUGGGAUUCGUUUUUGUGUGUGUGUGCGUGUGUGGGGUCUCAUUGGGUUGGGAUCGACUUGGGUGGGGAGUAGGGUAAUUGGGAUAUUGUGUGCCACCGCGAAGGCCGAUCGUUUCGUGGUGAUUUUGGAUUUGAAUAAACCGUUGGUAUUAUUGGAGUUCGAUGAAGGGUUUUUACUCUCUUGGGACCUGAAGGUCGACGAGAAGAAAGGCUUGGAUAAGGUGGAUCCGGAACUGAUAUUCACGAAGCAGGAGCGGAUCGGCAAGGGUUCUUUCGGGGAGGUGUUCAAGGGCGUGGACAAUCGAACGACGCAGAUCGUUGCUAUCAAAAUCAUCGACCUCGAAGAAGCGGAAGAUGAAAUCGAAGAUAUUCAGCAGGAAAUCAUGGUGUUGUCCCAGUGCGACUCGCCAUUCGUCACCAAAUACUUUGGCAGCUACCUCAAGGGAACGAAAUUAUGGAUCAUCAUGGAGUAUUUGGGAGGCGGGAGUGCCUUGGACUUGAUGAAGGCCGGACCCUUUGACGAACUGCAUAUCGCCAUUAUUUUAAGAGAGGUGCUGAAAGGAUUGGAUUACCUGCAUUCUGAACGAAAACUUCAUCGGGAUAUCAAAGCGGCAAAUGUAUUACUCAGCGAACACGGGAACGUGAAGUUGGCGGAUUUCGGCGUGGCGGGCCAGCUGACGUCGACGACAUCGAAGCGCAACACGUUCGUCGGGACGCCGUUCUGGAUGGCGCCCGAGGUGAUCAAGCAGUCGGCGUACGACUCCAAGGCGGACAUUUGGUCCCUGGGCAUCACGGCCAUCGAGCUGGCCAAGGGUGAGCCGCCCAACUCCGAGCUCCACCCCAUGCGCGUCCUUUUCCUCAUACCCAAGAACAGCCCUCCGCAACUCACGGGCAACUACACGCGACAGUUCAAGGAGUUUGUCGAGACCUGUCUCAACAAAGACCCGGAAAACCGACCGUGUGCGAAGGAUUUACUGCGACAUCCGUUCAUCCGCAAGGCGAAGAAAAAUUCGUACCUCGUCGAUCUCAUCGAGAGGUAUAAGAAGUAUAAAGCUGAUCAUGGUGCUGAAUCAGAUUCCGAUACCGACGGCUCUGAAUCCGAGGGUUCAAUGCACGAUCGAGGGCCAGACGACGACUGGGUAAUGACAAUCAAGGGUCCCUCGUCCCGGACGGAUCCGUCGCUGGACGUGUUCCCACGACACGUCAACUCCCUCAACAAUAACGACGACAUUGCUGACGCGGAGGAACGGAGGAACCGACGGCAAGUGCCAGCAUUCUCGUCAAAGGCGCUCGACGAGGACGACGAAGAAGCCGUCGUUCAGGCGUCGGCGGCGGCCAGUGCUGCCCUGUUGCGCGGCAAGCGGAAUAGUUGGCAAGGCGGAGAGGCGGACACCUCUUUGCCCAAACCGGCGCCGUCUCCGGCGUCGCGACCUGUGUCAGUGCACGGAGAUGUGCCUGUCAUCGCCUCGCCCGUCAAGUCCCAAAAGGACAACUGGAAGUCGUCGCCGAAAAAGGACAGUCCGAGCCGGCAGCUGAGAGAGAGCAGCAGUGCAUUGCUAAACGCCAGUAACGCGUCCGAAACGAAGCCAGAAAAGCCGAGCCAGAACAAAUCGAAGCCGCGUAGCGGAUCCGGGUCAACGACGGCGCUCAACCACACCACGUCGGCUCAGUCGUCGUCGUCGUCGUCGACGUCCUCGUCGUCCUCGUCGACGAAUGCCCUCAACAAGGGCAAGCAGGACGACGUGUCGCACUUGGUGUCCUCCCAACACCCGCCAUCGUACCUUUUGUCGUGCGUCAUUCACCCGCUCCUCUCAGAGCUCCAGAGGAGGCAUCGAAAUAACGUACGGCGUCCCGAGUCGAGCGUGAAGUCAGACGCCAUCGGGGAGUUGAAGAACGCAUUCGAGCUGGCUGAGAGAAACUCGCCUGGACUGAGUCAAGUUUUCGUCGCUCACCUUUUCAAGAAACUUGGAACGAGUGACCAGCGGAGAGACGAGUCCCGAAUGGGUUCCUGUGAACCAUUCUUCAAGAUUGAAGACCCGAAAUCGCUCCGUGUUUCUGCUGGACGUCUGGAACGUGGCAUCUUGUCUGUCGGACAACAAAUGUCUCAGCUGCUCCUCGGGGGACACAAACCCACCGAAACUCGGAUUAAUUCUUCUGGUUCUCAAGAAACCCUGGAUAACUUCGAGAGAAAAUAUGAGCCUUGUUCCUGCUCGUCCGUGAAAGCAGAUGAACGGCGGGUUGCGAAUAUUGAUGACCUUGAGGCUGGAGUAGUGAUGGACAAACGUUGCGCUGGGCGACAAUACGCACAUUUGAAUAAGCAUGAUGCUUCCUCAUCACGGCGCCGUGACUUGGGAGACGAAGUUGAUUGGUGGGAAAAUCGGUUUACUCCCGGCCGUAACGGAGCCCCGGACGGGAUGACAUGGCAAGAACGCAAGCAUCAACGCUGCGGGCGGAAAUUCAUCCACCCGUCAUGCGUCCCAAUCACCAUUAUCGUGAUCCUCAUCCUCCUCGUCGCCCUGCUUCCUUUGCUGGAUCGUGACAACGUCGCUGAUGCGCAACCGAAACACUCAAAUAAGAAAUGGAAGGACUUUGGUGGUCAGUUUAAGAAUCUCGUGUCCCAUCGUGUGGAAGAUUGCGGUACGACCUGCAAAUUCUCUCUGGUCGAAAGCAUACCUGAGAAGAUGGAUAUCUCUGGAGCGAAUUACUCUUCGACUUUCGAGUCGUGGGUCGACCUGAUUGAAGGAGCCACGACGAGCCUGGAUCUUUUGGUGUUUUACUGGAGCCUGACGGCCGAGAGCACGAACUCCACGCACGAACUGGCACAUCAAGGCGAAGUGAUCUUUGAGAGUCUCAAGUCAGUGGACACGACCAAAGUUCGUUUCCGCGUUGCGCAAAAUGCUCCUUCGGCUUCGUUCCCCAACACUGAGUCUGCAGACUUGCCUGCCGAAGUACGAAAUGUGGAUAUCGCAGGAUUAACUGGCGGAGUCCAGCACUCCAAGAUGAUCCUUGUAGAUGGUCAGCAUGCGUAUCUCGGAAGCGCUAAUAUGGAUUGGCGAUCGUUGACGCAAGUGAAGGAGAUCGGGUUGUUUGUCAAGGACUGUCCGUGUGUAGGCGGGGAUUUGCAGAAGAUAUUUGAGAUUUAUUGGACCCUGGGGCAACCCGGAGCUACGAUCCCGGACAAAUGGCCUGAGGAGUUGGAUACUGAGUACAACAUGGAUCGUCCCAUGGUUUUAACUGUUAAUGGAACCUCUCCUUCUCGUGUUUCCAUUGGCGUUAGUCCCCCGCAGUUUCGAACUACACGGAGGGACCGGGAUUUGGACAUGAUACUGAGACUCAUUGAGACCGCGGAGGAGUUCGUUUAUAUCUCUGUCAUGGACUAUUUCCCGACUAGUCUGUACCGGGGCACCGAUAAUCGGUACUGGGAUACACUUGAUACGGCUUUAAGACGCGCCGCGUUCGAUCGCGGAGUGAAAGUUCGUGUGAUGGCUUCCAUUUGGAACAGCACCCGGCCAAUCAUGCGCAGGUUCCUGCAGUCUCUGAAAGUGCUUGAAGGAAGUGGAAUAGACAUUGACACGAAACUUUUCCGUGUUCCUGCCUAUGACGAGGAGCAAGCAGCGAUUCCUUUCGCUCGUGUGAACCAUAAUAAAUACGUCGUCACGGAAAGCACGGCCUUCAUGAGUACUUCGAAUUGGUCCGAGGACUAUUUCACAAACACAGGCGGGAUCGGAGUGUCGAUCACGCAAGACAAAGAUGCCGAGGCUUCUUUGCAGCGACAGCUUGAGGCCGUUUUCUCGAGGGACUGGUUCUCCGAAUUCACCGAGGAUCCUUGAGAUUUUCGUGUUCUGUUUCCUGUUAAAAAGACUGAAUUUUCGCGGAACGUUUUCUUAAAUUUUUUACAGCCUCGCUUUGGUGAUCAGCUUGACCUGGAUUGCUUAUAUAUUCAGCGGACAUUCGAAGUAUAAUGUUUUCCUUUUGGGCAUUGACUGUAAACUUGAAGACUGAUGAAACUGAUUCUGGUUGCGAUA